AAGCAAGGCACCCGCUCCCCUGUCCCUCACGCCGGCCGCGCCGUCUCCCUCUCCCCCCACCCCAUCCAAAAAUCCCCAACCAAGCGCGCCCCAUGUCGUCGCGCCGGCCGCCGGCGGACCGCGCGGCCGAGGCGGGGGACGCGGCCCUCGCGCGCGACAUCGUCACGCUGCACAAGGCCCUCUCCCUCGACCCCUCGCGCCGCCGCCGCUCCCUCCCGCUCCCCGCUGCCCCAUCUCCAUCUGCCGCCGACCAGGCCCGCAACAAGCCCAAGCUCAAGCCCUCCUCCUCCUCCCGCAAGCUCCUGCCCUCCGCCUCCUACUACUCCUCGGUCUCCACCUCCUCCUCCUCCUCCUUCUGGAAGAAGUCGUUGACGGCCAUCUCGCACCUGGGCAGGCGCCGCCUCGACUGCGCCUUCACCCUGCAGGUGCACUCCGUCGACGGCCUCCCCACCGCGCUCGACGGCUCCCCGGUCUCCGUCCACUUCCGCCGGAUGUCCGCCUGCGCCUCCACCCGCCCCGUCGCGCCGGCCCUCGGCGCCGUCGCCUUCGAGGAGCCGCUCACGCAGCGCUCGCCCGUCUACUUCUCCCGCGGGGCCAAGAACGCGGUCAAGUACGAGCCACGGGCCUUCGUCGUCACCGUCGCCGCCUCGGCGCUCGAGCUCGGCAAACACGAGGUCGACCUCACCCGUUUGCUGCCGCUCUCCAUUGACGACCUCGAGGAGGGCGGCGACUCCGGAUUUGGGAAGUGGAGCACCAGCUUCCGGCUGUCUGGCGUUGCCCGCGGCGCGCGGCUCAAUGUCACCUUCUCCUGCGUGCUCGUGGGCGGAGGUGGGGAGCAGCACAAAGGAGGGGAAGUGGCGGGGCUGAGACGGGGCUCCAUGGCGCGGCAGGUGUCAGUGCAGUCCCCAUCACCAGUGCCGGCACGGAGCCGGGACGUGAGGGUGCUGCACGAGGUUUUGCCAAGCACGAGGCCUGUAAAGGCCUUGCCCCUUGUUGGUGAUGCCGGUCUUGAUGCGACCAAGGGUGAGACGGCAACAGUAGAAUGCGAGGAGGAUGGUUCACCGCAGUCAAAGCAUUGCACCUCAGUAGAGGUGAGGAAGGGGGAGGGGGACUUGGUGCACCCAGAGGGUGAUUGCCAUGGCUCAGAGUUCAAUGUGGUUGAGCAGGGAGUUGAGGUCACCCUCGAGGAUCCAGACCAAUUCAAACAUGUCGAGACUGCCAAUGUGAAUGAUCAAGAUGAGGGUUUUAGUGGUGAAGCUAAUGAAGAGGGAAUAGCCAAGCCUGCAUUACUAAUUGAUGAUCUUUCUAAAGAGGAUACCGUUGAAGUGAAGCUCGAAGAGGAGCUCAGUGAUGUUGCUCUUGAAAUGGACGAUGUAGGAGACAAGCAGGAUGCAUCGGUCCAAGCGGCCUUGCUUCCUACAGACGCAUUUGAAAAAGAUGGUGAGUUGGCUGCAGAUACAGAACUAGAGGUCUUGGAGGGUAUAUUCAACAAAUUCUCAAUUGUUGAACCAGAGGAAUUUGACUCACCAAUUAUAGAGGAUAAGCAUUCUAGGCGAUUGAGCUGCAUUGGUGUGGAAGAUGGUUGCAAUUCCACCAGUAGGAAGAGUAGAUCACGCAGCAUGGAUGCUUCGUCUGAUUUUGUUGCUAAUGAGUUUUUGGAUAUGCUUGGGAUAGCUCAUAGCCCAUUUGGGGUAACCUCAGAUAGUGAUCCAGAGUCACCAAGAGAGCGGCUUUGGAAGCAGUUUGAAAAGGAAGCUCUGGAAUCUGGGGACUGUAUUCUUGGUUUGAAUUUCGAAGAUGGAGUGGAAGAACCUAGUUGUGAAGAUGUCGCAGAGGAUUUCGAUCUCUCCACAAUCAUACGCGAGGCUGAACUUGAGCUGCAGAAUGUAGUUCCACCGAUAGACACCACAUUUAGAGCCAAGUCACUGGAAGACGAGGAAACUGAAGCUUUGAUGCGUCAAUUUGGGCUAAAUGAGAAGUCCUUCCAGUCUUCUCCACCUGGGAGUAGAAGUGGGUUUGGUAGCCCCAUUGCCCUCCCACCUGAGCAGCCCCUUGAGCUGCCACCUUUGGCUGAUGGUUUGGGCCCAUUUAUUCAGACAGAGGAUGGUGGAUUUCUGCGGUCAAUGAAUCCAGUUCUUUUCAAGAAUGCAAAGAACAAUUGUAGCUUGGUCAUGCAGGCUUCUUCUCCAAUCGUACUUCCAGCAGAAAUGGGCUCUGGAAUUAUGGAGAUAUUGCAUGGUCUAGCUUCAGUUGGAAUCGAAAAGCUCUCAAUGCAAGCAAACAAACUUAUGCCCUUAGAAGAUGUCAAUGGCAAAAUGAUGCAGCAGCUCGCCUGGGAGGCUUCUCCUGCUCUAGAGUCUUCAGGAAGAUAUGACCUAUUGGAGAAUCAUAGUUUGGAUGCUUUGGCAGCAGGGGCCAGCAAUGCUGCCUCGGGAAAGAAGAAGAAAGCGAGAGGUGCUGAUCUGUCAUCAUCAUUGGGUGCGAUAAGUGCUUCAGAAUAUGUUUCACUUGAGGAUCUUGCUCCAUUAGCUAUGGAAAAGAUUGAAGCCCUUUCUAUUGAGGGUCUGAGGAUACAAUCUGGCAUGUCCGAAGAAGAGGCACCAUCCAAUAUCAGUGCCCACCCUAUUGGAGAAAUUUCAUCUCUGCAAGGAAAGUCCGCAGAGAAUACUUUGUCACUUGGUUUGGAAGGAACUGCAGGAUUGCAGCUUCUGGAUGUUAAACAAACUGGUGGUGAUGUUGAUGGAUUAAUGGGCUUAUCGAUCACUCUAGAUGAGUGGAUGAGGCUUGAUUCUGGAGUGGUGGAUGAAGAGGAACAGUUCAGUGACCGUACAUCGAAAAUACUUGCUGCCCACCAUGCCAAAUCAAUGGACCUACUUGGUGAAGGCCAAACUGCAGACAAAAAGAGCAGGAGAUCUGGUAGAAGAUGGGGUUUGUUGGGGAACAACUUCACAGUUGCUCUCAUGGUUCAAUUGCGUGAUCCGCUACGUAACUAUGAGCCGGUUGGCACACCGAUGCUUUCUUUGAUUCAAGUGGAGAGGGUUUUUAUUCCCCCAAAGCCCAAGAUAUACAGCACCCUUUCAGAGAAAGGUAACAGUGAGCAAGAUUAUGAGGAGGAGCCCAAUCCUGAGCAGGUUCUGGAUAAAGCAUCGGUCGAUGAAGAAAAGAUAGGGCAAGACUCUGUUCCCCAAUUUAAAGUCACAGAAGUACAUCUGGCCGGUUUUAAGAGUGAGCCUGAGAAGACAAAGCCGUGGGGUAAUCAAACACAACAGCAGUCUGGUUCAAGAUGGCUGCUAGGAGCUGGCAUGGGAAAGGGCAGCAAGCAUCCUCUGAUAAAAUCGAAAGCCACCGCAAAGGCCACGAAAGACGCAGCUGGUCAGCAAGGAGACACCCUGUGGAGCAUUUCUUCACGUGUUCAUGGAGCAGGGACAAGAUGGGGCGAGCUAACAGGAUCUAAGCGGAACCCUAAUAUCCUCCUCCAGAAGGAUAAGAGAUUCCGGUGAGGGCUUUACCAAUUCUAGGUAGGUACUAGUAGUUCUUGUGUGCCGAGGGGUGGCGGGUUUGGGCCUUUCUGGUGGUUCGCCUGUGUAACCGAACCUCGCUUGAAAUUAAUGUUCCUACUCCUCCCAUCCAUAUUAAUAGACGCAUGCUUGUGCGUCAAUUAAUUUGGAUCGGAGGGAGUACUAAAGUGCCAAAUCAUGUCAAUCCAGUUCUUUUUUCGCGAUGCAUAA
Molecule: messenger RNA, 3728 nt
Organism: Aegilops tauschii subsp. strangulata
Lineage: Eukaryota; Viridiplantae; Streptophyta; Magnoliopsida; Poales; Poaceae
Product: protein PLASTID MOVEMENT IMPAIRED 1-RELATED 1
Source: RefSeq, a predicted model, not a curated record